Molecule: messenger RNA, 2310 nt
Organism: Vidua chalybeata
Lineage: Eukaryota; Metazoa; Chordata; Aves; Passeriformes; Viduidae
Gene: POU3F2
Product: POU class 3 homeobox 2
Exons: 1
Coding region: 66-1373 (435 amino acids)
Biological process (GO): regulation of transcription by RNA polymerase II; brain development
Cellular component (GO): nucleus
Molecular function (GO): RNA polymerase II cis-regulatory region sequence-specific DNA binding; DNA-binding transcription factor activity, RNA polymerase II-specific
Source: RefSeq, a predicted model, not a curated record
GCGAAAAAGUAGCUGUCAAAUGCGCGGCGCCUUUAACCGGCGCGAUCAGUGCGGCUCGGCGAGUCAUGGCGACCGCAGCCUCCAACCACUACAGCCUGCUCGCCUCCGGCUCCCCCAUGGUGCACGCCGAGCCGCCCGGCGGCAUGCAGCCCGGCGGCGGCUACCGCGACGCCGGCGCCCUGGUGCAGGCGGACUACGCGCUGCAGAGCAACGGGCACCCGCUGAGCCACGCUCACCAGUGGAUCGCGGCGCUGUCCCACGGCGGCCCCGGCGGCGGCGGCGGCGGCGGCGGCGGCGGGGGCGGCGGCGGCGGCGGCGGCGGCGAGGCGCCCUGGUCGGCGGGCGCGCUGGGCCAGCCCGACAUCAAGCCGGCGGUGGUGCAGGCGGGCGGGCGCGGCGACGAGCUGCCGCCGCCGCCGCAGCACCCGCCGCCGGGGCGGGCGCCGCACCUGGUGCACCACGGCGGCGGCGGCGGAGGGCACCACGCGGCGGCGGCGGCGGCGGCGGCGGCAGCGGCGUGGCGGGCGGGCGGCGCGGCGCACCUGCCGCCCGGCAUGGCCGCGGCCAACGGCGCGCAGGCGGGGCUGCUCUACUCGCAGCCGCCCGGCUUCACCGUCAACGGGAUGCUGGGCGCCGGGCAGCCGGGGCUGCACCACCACGGCCUGCGCGACGCCCACGAGGAGCCGCCGCCGGGGCCGCCGCACCACGGCCCCGAGCACCCGCCGCCGCCCCACGGCCCCCACCCCGGGGCGGCCGGGCCGGCACCGUCCGCCGCCGCCGCCGCGCCCCCCGGGCCGCCGCCGCACCACGACCCGCACUCCGACGAGGACACGCCGACCUCGGACGACCUGGAGCAGUUCGCCAAGCAGUUCAAGCAGCGGCGCAUCAAACUGGGAUUUACCCAAGCGGACGUGGGGCUGGCGCUGGGCACCCUCUACGGCAACGUCUUCUCGCAGACCACCAUCUGCCGCUUCGAGGCCCUGCAGCUCAGCUUCAAGAACAUGUGCAAGCUGAAGCCUUUGUUGAACAAGUGGUUGGAGGAGGCGGACUCCUCCUCGGGCAGCCCCACCAGCAUAGACAAGAUCGCGGCGCAGGGCCGCAAGCGGAAAAAGCGCACCUCCAUCGAGGUGAGCGUCAAGGGCGCGCUGGAGAGCCACUUCCUCAAGUGCCCCAAGCCCUCCGCCCAGGAGAUCACCUCGCUCGCGGACAGCCUACAGCUGGAGAAGGAGGUGGUGAGAGUGUGGUUUUGUAACAGGAGACAGAAAGAGAAGCGCAUGACUCCCCCGGGAGGGACGCUGCCGGGCGCCGAGGACGUGUACGGGGCCAGCAGGGACACGCCGCCGCACCACGGGGUGCAGACCCCCGUGCAGUGAACUCGCGGCGGGGGCGCCCGGCCCCUCCUCCUCCUCUCCUCCUCCUCCUCCUCCUCCUCCUCUCCUUCCCCCAACUUUUGAUUGUCCUUUUUUUUCUUUUUUUUUUUUCUUUUUUUUAAAUUUUAUUUUCUCCUAUCUUUAAAAAAAAAAAAAAGACAAAAAUCAAAAAAAAAAAGAAACAAACGCGAAAAAAAGAAAAGAAAACAAAAAAGCGAGCGAGCGAGAGGGCGAGCGCGAAUCACAGCGGACAGACAGAUAGACAGACAAAGCACCUGCACCACACUGUCCCUUAGACUGUAGGAGGUGUGAUGCUGUAUUUUGACCUUUCCAGGCGAGUGCCCGUGCACGGGAGUGGAGUGGGUACCGCGCACGGGCAGGCAGGCGGGCACCGGCAGGGCAGCGGCGGGCACCGGCAGGGCAGGCGCAGGGCGAAGCGGUUCGCACAAAACUCCCUCACUCGCUGGCCAAAACAUACGGCGCUGCCCUGCCGGGGAGGGGGCGGAGGAGAAAGGGGGGCACAGCCACCUCGGGUCCCCUCCGGAGCCCCCUCCCGCCACACAAAGGCAGAUUGCAUUGUGGAAUGUCGCUCGGUGUUGGCACAUGCUGCUGUGUUUAUUUUCUGUGGAUCCCCUGUAUGAAUAUAUGUAAGGAAAAAAAAAAAAAAAAAAAAAAGGAAGAGAACUGAAAAGCUAUCCCUUUUGAUGUAGACAGUAUUUAACCGUACCAAUUUGCACUGCAAGAAAAUCGAAGUUUACAUAAACAAAAUGUUUAUUUUUUCUUUUUUUUCCCCUUCCUUUCCGACCUUAAUUUUGCAAAUGACUUGCAUUUUCCACAGUAAGCGUUAGUCAACCAGUGACCGGUCUACAAUAUGUUACUGUGUUUUAGCCUUUGCUUUAUGUGUAUAUGUGAACUUUUGUUAUAAACAAGUAUUCUUAAA